AUGGCUGCUUCAAAUCAUCACACAAGAAGAUGCUCAUUAGCUAUUGCUUCACCAGGUCAAAACGAUUCACCAAAUGACCCCUUGAAUGCGUUUUUGCUUUAUAGCAAGAACGAAGGGAACAAUAGCCAAACGACAAUUGAUGCUCAAGAACUACAAUCACAAUCACAACCACUACAACAGCAACAACUGCGAGAAUAUAGUCCCUUUAGCCAUUCUAUAAAUGAUUUCGCGGUUGACACAAGUGAUCUAUACCCACCUCAUCUAGUAUCAAGCCCACUUAUCCCUCCCGCGACUGCUGCUGCUGGUGCAGUUGGUGGUGGUGCUGCUGCUAACCCACCAACGCUGUCGAGCUCCGUGCCAACAGUAACCAAAGCAGCCUCGUUCCCAAGCAUGCGGCUGGAGAGCCCCAUCACCCACCCGCACGAAUUUAGCGCUUGCCACCGCAGGAUUUCGAUAUGUGACUUGAACAACUUUUCAGAUGGAAUCAAGCAAGUGCGCCGUCACCCAACCCACCACAACCACCACCACAACCACCUGGUUGAAACUACAGAUCACGAAGCCGUGAAGUAUGGGGGACACGAGUGGCCCGAGUUGAAGAAUUUCAGCUUGGAUAGCCCCUCGGCUAGCUCGUCUUCAACUUCCCCCUCGGAGAGAAUCACCGAGUUUAAUCUAGAGAAGAAGUUGACUGAUCCGUUUGCUACGUCGAGCCCGUGUGAAAACCCACACGCUUCCAAGUCUAGUCUACCUCGACAUAUGCAGGAACGAGGACCCAGAAACCACCGGAGAAGGAAUUCCAUUGCUUUAAAGUUUGAAGAACCUAGGGUUUUUUGA
Molecule: messenger RNA, 831 nt
Organism: Lodderomyces beijingensis
Lineage: Eukaryota; Fungi; Ascomycota; Pichiomycetes; Serinales; Debaryomycetaceae
Source: the annotation of a GenBank genome assembly